UCGUAAAUCGUAAGAUAUCGGUAUUGUUCAGCGGCAGCGUACUACAUCGCUUGUCUGUAAUUGCCUUGCGGUAAAGAAAUAUUUUAUUAUUUACGAGAGUAUUAUAAUUGAACACUGCCACAAUUUGUUUGAAAAUCUACAUAACGAUGACCGAAGGUGCUGAAUUUUAAAGAAAGCAAAUAAAUUUAAAUAACAUGAGGUCCACACGGUGGCUUCGCUGUCGUCCAUUCUCAACCCGUUUCUUGAUCAUCUCAUUCUUGGCAGUAGCGUUUGCAAUCUAUUGCUAUUAUUAUAACGUGACGCUGGCAUCUUACCCAAAAUCAAGUUACAACUUAAGCAGCGAAAAGGUCAUCCAUCUAAAAAGUACCCGUAGCCAAGACUCUGAAAAAUUGCCACAAUGUCCAGUCGUCCGCGAGAGCGUGGCGGAGAUUGAUACAGUUUCCAUUUUCCCAUCAUUUGACUUUCAGCCAAACUGGUUACGUACUAAAGAGUUUUGGGACCGUAGUUUUGAAGAGAGAUAUGAGAAUAACAAAAACGACAGUCGCCGUCCAAAGUUGAAGGUUAUCGUAGUACCGCACUCCCAUAAUGAUCCUGGCUGGCUGAAGACGUUCGAACAAUAUUUUGAAACGAAAACUAAAAAUAUAAUCGACAACAUAGUCAUGAAAUUAAACCAACACCCGAAUAUGACUUUUAUUUGGACGGAGAUUUCUUUCUUAAACGCCUGGUGGGAGAGGUCUCAUCCUGUUAAACAAAAGGCUCUUAAGAAGUUGGUGAAAGAAGGUCGUCUUGAAAUAACUACGGGAGGAUGGGUAAUGCCCGAUGAAGCCUGUACACAUAUCUAUUCUCUCAUUGACCAGUUUAUAGAAGGACACGUCUGGGUAAAAGCAAAUCUCGGAGUAACUCCAAAAAUUGGGUGGUCCAUAGAUCCUUUUGGCCAUGGAGCGACCGUACCUUACUUACUCGAUAAAAGCGGUUUAGAAGGCGCCAUUAUCCAACGAAUUCACUACGCUUGGAAGCAAUGGUUUGCCCAGAGGCAAAUAGAGGAGUUUCACUGGAUGCCGGGAUUCUCAUCCGCUAAGCCUUCCCUAAUCGUUCACAACCAACCAUUUGACAUUUACUCAAUAAAGAGCACCUGUGGACCACACCCAGCCAUAUGUCUUAGUUUCGAUUUCAGAAAAAUUCCUGGGGAGUAUUCCGAAUACACCGCUAAACAUGAAGAUAUUACAGAACAGAACCUUCACAGCAAAUCCAAAACACUCAUGGAAGAAUAUGAUCGUAUUGGGACAUUGACAAAACACAAUGUUGUUCUGGUACCAUUGGGAGAUGACUUUAGGUAUGAGUACGGCAUUGAAUUUGAUGCACAAUACGUCAAUUAUAUGAAAAUGUUUAACUAUAUUAACAAACACAAAGAACUGUUUGACGCUGAGGUUAGCUUUGGAACUCCUAUAGAUUACUUUAACGCUGUGAAAGAGCGUAGUCAUGAUAUACCGACGUUAAGAGGGGAUUUCUUCGUGUACUCAGAUAUAUUCAGUGAAGGGAAACCGGCGUAUUGGUCCGGCUAUUACACGACAAGGCCAUACAUUAAAAUAGUAGCUCGUCAAUUCGAACACCAACUACGAACCGCUGAACUCUUGUUCUCACUGGUCUCAAACUUCUUGCGACAAUCUAAUAAACACAUGUUUGAAUCAUCAGAACGAAAACUCGAAAAGUACUAUGAACAAUUGAUAUACGCUCGACGGAAUCUUGGGCUUUUUCAACAUCACGAUGCGAUUACAGGUACUUCAAGAGCCAGCGUGAUGUAUGACUAUGGAACAAAACUGUUCACUAGUUUGUAUCACUGUAUUCGUUUACAAGAAGCCGCGCUUACCACGUUAAUGAUACCUGACAGUAAACUUCACACUCAAAGUAUUCUUCAAAGUGAACAGGAGUGGGAAAGUUACGGUAAACAACCGAAGAAAUUGCAUAUUUCAGUAAUAGAUAAAAAGAUGGUUGUCCUUUUCAAUCCACUCGCGGAAAAAAGAACUGAAGUCGUAACUCUUCGAUCCAAUACUACAAGUGUUCGCGUGUAUGAUACGCAUAAUAAAAAAUAUGUUCAGUAUCAAAUUACACCCAACAUUCAUGUACUGGAUAAUGGAAGAUUUACUAUUAGUGAUGUCAAUUUCGAAGUGAGCUUUGUGGCCCACUUGGACGCCUUGAGUGUUGUGACAUACAAACUGGAGGAAUAUACCAAUAAAUCGCAUCAUUGUAAAAUAUUUUGCAAUAAUUGUACCGAACAAAAAUAUGAUUCUGAAAAACAAAACAAUUUUGUAAUCGAAAAAAUGUUGCCUGGAAAUAUUCAACUGGAGAAUGAUGUAAUGAAAUUGUUAGUCGACCGGAACUCUGGGUUCUUAAGACAAGUAUAUCGAAAAGAUAUAAGAAAAAAAAAUAUUGUGGACAUUCAAUUUGGGGCUUACCAGAGUGCACAACGACAUUCCGGUGCAUAUUUAUUCAUGCCAGAUUUUGAUCCACCCGAAAAAGAUGUCCUUACAGCUUACAGCAAAGGAACAUCACAGGAUGAAAACGUUGUCAUAGUGUCGGGCCCGGUCUCCACAGAAAUUACAACAAUGUAUUUACCAUUUUUAGUUCAUACUAUCAGAAUAUAUAAUGUUGAUGAUCCAGCUCUGUCCCAUGGUAUUUACGUUGAGAAUGUCGUUGAUUUUGAAAGUCCACCAAAGAAUAGGGAUACCGAAUUGUACAUGCGAAUACAGACGAACUUACAGAAUGGGGAAGUACCAGAAUUUUACACAGACCAAAAUGGUUUUCAGUAUCAACGCAGGGUUAAAGUCGACAAACUAGGCAUCGAAGCGAACUACUAUCCUAUAACUACAAUGGCGUGGAUACAAGAUGAGGAGACUCGCCUGACACUGCUUACCAAUCACGCUCAAGGCGCGGCAGCCUUCGAGCCGGGAAGACUUGAAGUAAUGUUAGAUCGUCGAACUUUGUAUGACGACUUUAGAGGUAUAGGAGAAGGGGUCGUAGAUAAUAAACCAACAGUUUUCUCUAACUGGCUUUUACUGGAGCCGAUCAAUCCAAAAAACUCUAAAAAAGACAAACAUUCACAAAACUCAAGACAAUUUAAUGAAAAUCGCGCAGAUACGUCUCCAACAUACGAAUUACCUUCACGAACAGCCGAUUACUUGAGUAGAACACUGAACUAUCCUGUCAAUGCCUACAUAGUGGAUACCAGCGAAGUUGGGGAUAUUGAAGUAAAAUCGGGUCAAACGUUUUUAGAAAACUUCCCUCCUGGUGUUCAUCUGGUAUCGUUGCGUACAAUCACCGAUGAAGUAUUAGAACAAUUUCCAAGCAAUUCGUGUUUUUUUAUUAUUCAUAGACCGGGCAUCAGCUGCAAUGUCGGAGAUUCAAUGUUAAACCCAAGUACACAUUUUACAGGCGACACGAAUUUCGUUGGGUUAAACGUUAAUGCUUUAGCGUCAGUGAGCUUGACUGGUAUGAAAACGUAUGAAAAUCUCACUGGCUUAGCAAACAUUACUUUAAAUCCGAUGGAAGUUAAGACUUAUAGGAUUCGAUUUUAGAACUGUAGGGACAUUUAUAGGGUAAUAUAUCGGUGUUUAGCCAUUUAUAAAAACAUUUAAAUUGACGCAUUUUUGUCGUUAAAACUGUAGUAGUAGAAAACCUUGACGCGAUAAGUGUUGCUUAUCUAAAUGUUAGUAAAUUAUAGAUGCAUAAUAAUUAAGUAUAUUUGUAUGUCUUGAAUGCUUUUAUAAUUUAUUUGUAUAAAGAGGUGAAUAAAUCAUCAAUGGUGCGCAAUCGACACUGACUGGAAAUCAUGUAGAAACUUUAUUUCAAGUAAUAAUUUAACCCGAGUUAAAGUGCACCAUUGUACUGAGUCCGUCAUAAUUCAUCUAUGCACUAAUAUACUUUUUGACAUUUUGUGAUGUCUCGAUUUACUAGAAAAAUCUACCUCAGGACCAAAUAGUAUAGUACUAUAAACGACGCGAUCUUUUAAUAAUAAUUUAGUUAUAAUUUUAAUGCUUGACCUUCACUGAAUAUAUAAUGCGAGUAUUUUUCCAAUUAUUCAGACGAAAAUUAAUCUAUACAGAGUAAUAGAUAAUUAGUAAAAUAAGAUGAAAAACAAAUAUAGUAUGAAACAGUUACUUCAUUAGUAUUCCUUAUUGAUAAAAAUCUGUUUGAUUUCACCGUUUGAAGGUGUUAAGACGCCAAAGUUAUAUUACUAGUAUAUUAUUGUUUAAGCAAUAAAUGAAAAAAAGUACUCUAUUUCUCUUUACAGCGUUUGACAGUGCAAUUAGAUCGAUUUCGUUUUUACGAAUGAUGAAAUAAAAAAAAAUAAUCUGCAACAAACUAAGACUCGUAUACAAAUAAUAUUUUUAAAAUGUCAAUUCCAUAAUUCUAUAACUUGAGAAUGACAUAGAUGUACAAUUUUAUACACUGCAUUUAUAUUUAUUAACAGCAAUGAAUUAUCUGUAUUAAUUUUUUAAUAUAUUUUGAAAUAUUUACGUUUAGUUGCCAACACAUUUUUGUGGUUCAGCUUCUUGUAAGUGAUUCGUUGUGAUUUUUUUGUAUCUAAGUAUUAUUACCGAUUCUGACGUAGACCUAUAAAAAAUAAUUUUAUACGGCUAGUAUAGCGAGAUAACAAAAUUAUUCGAUGUUAUUUUUUAUUCACGCCAUGAUUCUCGAUGUAGAAAGGGCGUUAAAAAUAACCAUAUCAUAGUUAUUUUAGAACAGCAACUCUUCUAUGUUUAUUUAUUUCAAGAUUUCGUUCAUUCUUUGCGUUUUAAGGUAAGAUUCAGAGUCAAGACUUAUCCCCAAAAUCGUUUCGUCAAAUACGUAUUAGAUUUAUUAUAAUACGAGAGUCAUAUGCGCUAAGGAUAUUUUACCUUAUUUAAUAAAAUCAGUAAAAGAUAACAAUAGUCUGCAAGAAAAGAAAAUUGUCGUGGCGAUGCGAACAGCGUGUGGACAGUAUAAUUCUUAUUUGCUACGCGUCAUUUCAUUUAUUCGCAAAAGUUAGUCUUAGUUUUUUAUUAUAUCUAGUGUUGUAAACGUAACAAAAAAGGUAAUUUAGCACUACAGCGACCUCAAAUCACCGACGGUUCGCUUUUCGCACAGACCAAUAGUUUUUUAUAUUAAAUCUUGUAAUCUGCGACUAUUUUAACAUUCGCAUAUUCCUGUAGAUGGCACUGUGUGUUUAUUUAUUAAAUUUAGCUUAAAAACACCAUCUGCAUUUUAACAGUGUAAUCAGUUGUAGCGAACAGACGACGACUAAUAAUACUUUAUUACUCCUUAUUCUUGAGAACUUUUAACAGUUUUUAUAAAAGUAUUAAUUUUCUCCAUCAAAUUAUGUUUACGACGUGACAAACAAAUACAAUUUAAUACCUAAAACUAACUGUAUAAUUAAAAUGAAUUAUUUUUGUUAAUAAUCCUGAAUGUCUACUAAUUUUAUCUAGUCUUAUUCAUAUUCGUGUCUGAAAGAAAUUGUUCGCAGCAGAAAGACCGUUUACGUUAUAUUAAUAUAUGUGAUGUCCAUUA
Messenger RNA from Pieris napi, 5544 nucleotides. It is a transcript of the gene alpha-Man-IIb, whose product is annotated as alpha-mannosidase 2. Gene Ontology annotation, molecular function: alpha-mannosidase activity; carbohydrate binding. The record is from RefSeq and is a predicted model, not a curated record. NCBI's taxonomy places the organism in Eukaryota, Metazoa, Arthropoda, Insecta, Lepidoptera, Pieridae. Gene Ontology annotation, biological process: mannose metabolic process; N-glycan processing; protein deglycosylation. Gene Ontology annotation, cellular component: Golgi membrane. The transcript is spliced from 8 exons. Bases 195 to 3572 code for a protein of 1125 amino acids.